Molecule: messenger RNA, 1636 nt
Organism: Tarenaya hassleriana
Lineage: Eukaryota; Viridiplantae; Streptophyta; Magnoliopsida; Brassicales; Cleomaceae
Product: PAP-specific phosphatase HAL2-like
Exons: 5
Coding region: 87-1226 (379 amino acids)
Biological process (GO): sulfate assimilation; phosphatidylinositol phosphate biosynthetic process
Molecular function (GO): 3'(2'),5'-bisphosphate nucleotidase activity
Source: RefSeq, a predicted model, not a curated record
UUGAAUAAAGUUGGGGAAAGGAAGGAGAAGCAGUGGGGAGAAGCGUUUCGAGGUUCAUCGUCGGCGAUAGAAAAACUUCGACGGAGAUGGCAGCGGAGAAGGAGCUUGAGACGGCUGUGCGAGUGGUGCACCUCGCUUCUUCUCUCUGCCGAAUGGUUCAGCAGAAGCUUCUCCUUCCCUCCUCCAAUGGCGGCGUUCACGUCCAGUCCAAGGACGAUGAUUCCCCUGUCACCGUCGCAGAUUGGAGUGUUCAAGCAAUCGUCAGUUGGGUGUUAUCAGAAGUUUUUGGGGCUCGGAAUGUUUCGAUUGUUGCUGAGGAAGACACCGAGACUCUCUCAAAGGCCGAUUCAUCUGGUCUAUUGGCAGCUGUCUUGGACACGGUUAAUAGAUCCUUGGCUGAAGCCCCAAGAUAUGGCCUUCCAAAGCCAGAUAAACCCCUAGGGCCCACUGAAAUCCUCGAGGCUAUCGGUCGAUGCAACUCAACUGGAGGCCCCAAGGGAAGGCACUGGGUGCUUGAUCCUGUCGAUGGAACGUUAGGGUUUGUUCGUGGAGAUCAGUAUGCCGUAGCGUUGGCUUUGAUAGAGGAUGGAAAAAUUGUCCUAGGAGUACUAGGAUGUCCUAAUUAUCCGACAAAGAAAGAGUGCCUAAGCAACGGUUGCCAUCAAAUCAUGUCAAAAUUGCCGGGACCAGUAUCAGAUAGAUCACAAAAGGGAUGUGUCAUGUAUGCAAAGAGAGGGAGUGGUCAGGCGUGGACACAGCCUUUGCUUGGUGGAGACCAAGAGCUAGUGUUUCCAAACUCCGCAAGUCUGCUUAAGGUUUCUUCAGUUGAUGAUCCAACCCUAGCGACUGUUUGUGAACCCGUGGAGAGGGCAAACUCAAACCACAUAUUCACAGCCGGACUUACUAACAGCAUGGGGGUUAAAAAGCAGCCUUUGCGAGUCUAUAGCAUGGUAAAAUAUGCAGCCAUAGCCCAUGGAGAUGCUGAGAUCUUUAUGAAGUUUGCUCACUCGGGAUACAAGGAGAAGAUAUGGGAUCAUGCAGCUGGAGUUGUGAUUGUGGAAGAGGCCGGUGGUGUGGUGACGGAUGCUGGUGGGCGAUCCGUGGACUUCUCGAGAGGAAUCUACUUGGAAGGUCUUGAUCGGGGAAUCGUUGUAUGUUCUGGAAGAGCUCUGCAUGAGAAAAUUAUCGGUGCUGUUUAUGCUAGUUGGGACUCUUCCAAUCUCUGAAAGUUCAUUCCCUCUCGCCCCAUAUUCAACAAGUGCAGCACAACUGAGAGUCUGAGCCUCGUUUUGGCAAGGGCGAAGAAAGGAGCCCCUGGGAAAACAGCCUUGCGAUGAAGGGGAUGAAGGAGAAAGUAUUAGUUACAGAAGAAGAGCGGUAAGAGUUUGAUGGUAAAAUAAAGCUGUGUAUCGUUUUUUUUAAUACUGAGCCUCGUUUUGUUAGUAUUCUUACGGACGCAGGUAUUAUAUUUCCUAUCUCCGAUAGUAAAAAACUAUUUGUUUUCCUUUGUACCAUUUUCGGUAGUCAGAACGAUGUUUUGGCAAAGUACAUCGUAAAGCUAUUGUUUACUUUUAACUUGUAACUCUCCUCCUUUGGGGUUGGCCACUCUACGUUAUAUUUCGAACCUGCUUGAUCA